This is a messenger RNA of Anolis sagrei ordinatus, 1333 nucleotides long. RefSeq names its product calcium voltage-gated channel auxiliary subunit gamma 6 (gene CACNG6). NCBI's taxonomy places the organism in Eukaryota, Metazoa, Chordata, Lepidosauria, Squamata, Anolidae. Gene Ontology annotation, molecular function: voltage-gated calcium channel activity; calcium channel regulator activity. The record is from RefSeq and is a predicted model, not a curated record. Gene Ontology annotation, cellular component: membrane; L-type voltage-gated calcium channel complex. Gene Ontology annotation, biological process: calcium ion transmembrane transport; regulation of calcium ion transmembrane transport via high voltage-gated calcium channel.
GAAAGCGAGGGGUGGGGUAUUGUGGGGUGAACAGGGAGAGUGGUCGAGCCGCUUGCAGUGUGUUGACCUAGUUAAGACUAAGGAGAAGCUCUGAGAGGCCCUGGAAAGGUCCAAGCUUUCCUAGGGUUAAACAAGAAACUGGGGACCAGGACUUGCCUUUUUGCAGGUAAACGUUGCCCAAGCAGCAAGGAAAAGGGCUAUGAAUAUGUGGCCCAAUUUUUUCCUUCAGGACGAGGAGCAGCGCAUGGCCACGCGCGGGCGGGCAGGAGGCAAGCGGCGCAAGGCAAUGACGGACGAGCAAGAGGGCAAGAUCAAGCUGGCCUUCUUUGUGGCCAUUGUGGGCAUGACCCUGACGGUUCUGGCCGUGGGCACGGAGUUCUGGGUGGAGCUCAACACCUACAAGCAGAAUCACUCAGCCAUCUGCGAGGCGGCCCACUAUGGCUUGUGGAAGUUUUGCUACAAGAAACUCUGGAUGAAUGACAUUGAGGAAGAGAGGGCCACCUGCGGACCUGCAGAGCUGCCUGGAGAAGCAAAUUGUUCGUAUUUCAAAUUCUUCACCACUGGGGAGAAUGCUCACAUCUUCCAGAGAUCUACUAAAAAAGAACUGAACAUCACGGCGGCCGUUAUAUCCCUCCUCAGCAUCACCUUGAUGGCCAUGGGUUCUCUCUGCAUCACAAUGGCGCUCAGCAAAGGCAUUGAAUUCCUCCUGAAGCCAGCAUCCUGCUUCUUCAUUAUAUCAGGCUUGAUGGUGUUGGUAUCCCUGGAGAUCUUCCGACAGUCCGUGCGGUGGCUAAUCACCUCCGACGAGUCCAUUCCCCUGGAGUAUGAAUAUUCGUGGUCUGUGGCUUGCGCAGUGGCUGCUGGUGCCGUCCUGAUAUUUGGAGGAGGUUGUUUCAUCCUUUUAUCCAUCCCAAACGUGUGCAAAAAGCCCUGGGAAUACUGCAUGAAAAGCAGAAGCAGUAGCAACACUUCCUAAAAUAGAAAAUAAUUUGGGAUGGGAGGCGGAAUGAAAUCCCUCUUUCUCUCACCCUGCAGUACACACAUACAAAUGUAUACCUCCACUCACUUCUGCUGCCCUCUUCCUCCAACUUCUGGACUCCGUUUUCUCCUAUGUUUUGUGACUUGUAAAUAGAACCUCUAGCGCUUGUCUUGUCUUAGUUUUGGGGCAGGGAAGGAGGGAGCGGGGAAGGAGCGAGGGACUGUGGUAUAAAAAGGGGCUCUCUGUGUGUGAAUGAAGGGACAGCUGCAUUAAUGAACUGAGGAAUUAUGCGGGAGGGAGGAUAAAGGACUGUAUUUAAAACCUGGUUUUUAUAAAUGGCUAUUUUUAGCUUAA